CUGAAAACAGCCUAAAAAGUAUCGACUCUGCUUUCUUCAUCACACAAACACUCUCUUUCCUCUGAAACCUCUUCUCAUCUUCUUCAAUGGAUGAGACUACAAAACCAAAGAAACAAGAAGACAACAAACCAAAACGACGCCGUAACAUCAAACCCAUUUGCCGUGAAUCAGGAGACCACGUCCACUACCCACCAACACACAACAAACCAAAGCUCAAACCAAAGCCAUCACCGAUCCUCAAAGUCACUCAGAAACCACACUACACAAAAUGCAUGAAGAAUCACGCCGCCGGUAUCGGAACCACCGCUUACGACGGCUGCGGCGAGUUCGUCGUCAAAACCGAGGAAAAAGAUUCUUUAAACUGCGCCGCAUGUGGCUGUCACCGUGACUUCCACCGUGAAGUAGUCUCCGAGACGGUUCUUGAAGUUCUCAAGAUUUCGUCUGUUCAGUUUCGUCGGAUCUUUUGCUCACCUUACGGCGGAGGCAAUAGCAAAGUCAAGAAGGAGGAGAUUGAUGGAGAAGAGUUGGUGGGGAGAGUGAAGAGGUUGAAGACGAAGUUUACGGCGGAGCAGACGGAGAAGAUGAGGGAGUACGCGGAGAAGCUAAGGUGGAAGAUGAAGGCUGAGGUGAGGAAUGAAGUUGAAGAGUUUUGUGUAGAGAUUGGAGUGAAUCGGAAGAACUUUAGGAUUUGGAUGAACAAUCACAAGGACAAGAAGUGACUAAGUGAGAUGAGUGUAAUUGUGUAAUGAUAAUGAUUUACUAAACUUUAAUUGUGUAAUUAUGUAAUGUAAUGUAUAAUUAACGGUUUGAUUAUAUCGGGUUUAAACCAAUUGUGGAGAAGGAUUUGGUAGAA
Capsella rubella is the source of this 853-nucleotide messenger RNA. RefSeq names its product zinc-finger homeodomain protein 13. The coding region runs from base 87 to 719 and encodes 210 amino acids. Gene Ontology annotation, biological process: regulation of DNA-templated transcription; regulation of developmental process. The record is from RefSeq and is a predicted model, not a curated record. Gene Ontology annotation, cellular component: nucleus. The transcript has a single exon. NCBI's taxonomy places the organism in Eukaryota, Viridiplantae, Streptophyta, Magnoliopsida, Brassicales, Brassicaceae. Gene Ontology annotation, molecular function: transcription cis-regulatory region binding; DNA-binding transcription factor activity.